CCGCGCCAAGCCAACGAGCCCGCUCCCGCCGGUGAGCUACCGAGCGAUCGUGUGGCACGUGCUGCACUAUCGGUCGUCGAUCCAGCACGUGACCUACAUCCAGCAGUGCUCCUACUACGUCGAGCUCUUCCUCCUCAACCUCAUCUUGCUCAACGUCGUCGUAACGAUUGUGAGCUCGUCGAGCCUCGUGGACCCGGCCGUGCCAGUGCACACGCCGUGGUGGUUCACGGGUAUCAUUUACGUCUCGACCGCCAUCUUUACCAUCGAGUACCUCUUGCGCUGGUGGUCGUGCGUCGAAGACCCUCGCUUCAAGUUCCACGCCGUAUUUGGCCGACUGCAAUGGAUGCUGCGGCCCAUGUCUCUCAUUGACCUUGUUGCGCUCGUACCCUACUUUCUUGAAAUUGCGCUCUGCUCAGCGACGUCGGUGGCGUAUCGCGGCUCGAUGACCAUUCGCGGCCUCCGACUCCUCCGCGUCAUUUCCUUUCUGCGCAUUGAACGAUCUUAUGAUGCGAUCAAGCGGCUGCGCAUCAUCUUUCGGCGAAAGCGGCAAGAAUUCUUUGUGGUGACCUACCUCACCGCGGUCGUCAUUCUCGUCUCGGCCACCAUCAUCUUUUUCCUCGAGUUUCCGGCGCAGCCCGACGUCUUUUCCAGCAUUGGCGUCGGCGCGUGGUGGGCAAUCGAGACCAUCACGUCGCUCGGGUACGGCGACACGGUGCCCAUCACGGUGGCCGGUCGCAUCUUUGCGUCCAUCGUCGCACUCUGGGGCAUCAUCCUCUUUGCGAUUCCAGGCGCGAUCCUCGGCAGUGGCUUCAUUGAAGUCAUGCUCGAGCACCAAACGGCCAAGGAAAUGCGCGCCAAAGACCGGUGGAUCCACGAAAUUUCUUCGCAGCUCCACCAGAUUCAGUCGGUCGCCGCGGGCUCGCUCUUGGCGCCGCGUACGUUGCGAGAGACAAACUGA
Molecule: messenger RNA, 958 nt
Organism: Saprolegnia parasitica CBS 223.65
Lineage: Eukaryota; Oomycota; Saprolegniomycetes; Saprolegniales; Saprolegniaceae
Exons: 7
Biological process (GO): potassium ion transmembrane transport
Cellular component (GO): membrane
Molecular function (GO): voltage-gated potassium channel activity
Source: RefSeq, a predicted model, not a curated record